CCACGCUUUUUGUCAACUAAGGAUGCCGGCUUAUGACCGCACCAAAGGCAACACCUUCCCACCCUUUGCGCCAAUGGCAACGGAUACCAGCUUCCAUCGAGGCGUGAGAGCCCCUUGAACUGCAGAUACGACGCGGCGCGAAACACGUAUAAACUCUGAGGCGUCCCGGCAAGAACUUGAGACCGUGCAAGCCUUUGACUCACAUCAGGCUGGUAUUGUUGACCUGGACUUCAUCGUUAUAUUUUUCUUGCUAUUUGCGGACUUUUGUCGUUAUACCCUUGGCAGGAUCUGUUGCCGCUAUAGGUAUAUCCACGGGACACCACACUAUCCAGCUAGUCGACACUCUUCGAGGCCGUCUCUCAUUCAUCAUCUCAUCAUCUUAUCCUCUACUUUCACAAAGACCAAGCAUGUCUUCAGAAGCCAACAAGAAGACAGCUCAGCCAGACGGCGGAGACGUCAUCCGGACACAGACCGACUUGGAGGACGGCAGCAUGGAGAAGCUCAAGCACGGGGAAGUCGACCCGGCCCUCGCCUUCGUCAACGGCGAGCAGGUCGUGUUCACGCCCGAGGAGGAGAAGCAAGUCCUGUGGAAGAUCGACAAGGCCAUCUUGCCGCUCCUGAUGUGGAUCUACGCCCUGCAGUUCGCCGACAAGACGUCCCUCAACUACGCCUCCCUGAUGGGCAUCCGCGAGGACACCAAGCUGGACCCGACGAGCCAGCAGUACAGCUGGGCGUCCAGCAUCUUUUACGCCGGUUACCUUUUGUGGGAGUUCCCCACGACGUACCUCCUCCGACGUCUCCCGCUCGGGAAAUACACGUCGGCCAACAUUAUCCUCUGGGGCGUCGUCCUGAUAUGCCACGUCUUCGCCUUCAACUACGCCGGACUCCUCUCGGUCCGCUUCUUCCUCGGCGCCCUCGAGGCCACCGUGACGCCGGCCUUUGUCAUCCUGACGUCGGCCUGGUACAAGCAGAACGAGCAGGCCAAGCGUAUGGGCUACUGGCUCAGCUGCAACGGCGUCGCGCUCCUGACGCUGGGACCCAUCGCCUACGGCCUCUCGGGCGCGCACAACACGGUCCUGGCGACGUGGAAGGUCCUCUACCUCGUGCUGGGCCUGCCGACCGUCGUCACGGGCGUCUACUGCUGGUGGUUCAUGCCGGACAACCAGACCAACGCCCGGUUCCUCACCCACCGCGAGAAGUCCAUCGCCAUCGAGCGCAUCCGCGGCAACUUCCAGGGCAUCGGCAGCCGCCGGUGGAAGUGGGACCAGUUCCGCGAGGCCUUCCGGGACCCGCGGACGUACCUCUACGUGCUCUUCUCGCUGCUGAUGAACAUCCCCAACGGCGGCAUCACCGCCUUCGGCUCCAUCAUCAUCAACUCCUUCGGCUUCAGCCCGCGCCUGUCGCUGCUGCUCAACAUGCCCACGGGAGUCGUCGACAUCACCUGCAAGCUGCUCUUCACCUACCUCUCGGACCGGCUCAUGGACCGCUCCCUCUUCGCCUUCAUCGCCAUCCUCAUCCCCAUGGUCGGCGGCAUCAUGAUGAUCGCCAUCCCGCUCUCGGCGCAGGGCGCGCUGCUCGUGGGCUACUACCUCAUCGGCGCCGCCGGCUCCUCGUGGUGCCUCGUCAUGGUCAUGAUCUCCAACAACACGCUCGGCUACACCAAGAAGGCCACCGUCAACGGCCUGCAGAUCCUCGCCUACGGCGCCGGCAACUGGAUCGGCCCGCAGACGUUCCGCUCCAACGAGGCGCCCAACUACCACAACGGCAAGCUGAUGGUGGCCAUCAUGUACGGCCUCGCCGCGUGCACCAUCGUCGCCAUCCGCCUCGUCAACAUCUGGGAGAACAAGCGACGGGACAAGAAGGCCGUCGAGGAGCCCGAGACGUCCAUGGCCGGGACCGAGUUUAUGGACCUGACGGACUUUGAGCAGCCCAACUUCCGUUACGUGCUUUGAUGAGUUGGGGUGGGUGAAGGUGAGAGUGGACAGAAUUGGUGGGAGAUCUUUUUGGGUUGGGAAGACGUCUUGUCUUGUAUUUUUUCGUGUGUGUUUUCGAGUGUUCUAGCUAAAGAUACCUACGGUCUGAGCUGGAAUACAGCUUGUACAUCAAACUGGUAGCAAAGAUGAAGGGAUAAUCUAUGAAGUUGAUAUUGCCUGUUGUAGGAACGUGGUGUUUGUCAUAGUAAUUUGUGAUGAA
Molecule: messenger RNA, 2193 nt
Organism: Colletotrichum destructivum
Lineage: Eukaryota; Fungi; Ascomycota; Sordariomycetes; Glomerellales; Glomerellaceae
Product: Putative major facilitator superfamily, MFS transporter superfamily
Exons: 2
Coding region: 408-1952 (514 amino acids)
Biological process (GO): transmembrane transport
Cellular component (GO): membrane
Molecular function (GO): transmembrane transporter activity
Source: RefSeq, a predicted model, not a curated record